This is a messenger RNA of Miscanthus lutarioriparius, 888 nucleotides long. Lineage: Eukaryota; Viridiplantae; Streptophyta; Magnoliopsida; Poales; Poaceae. The record is from the annotation of a GenBank genome assembly.
AUGGCGACUCGGCGUCUCCUUCCCGCGCGACAGCGGGUCUCUUCCUGCGCGACGGCGGUGAUGACGGCGGCGGAGGAGCUCAGUGAGUUCCUCUCGCUCUUCGUCAAUGUCAUUAGGACGGACAAGGCCUCCAUGCUCGAGGAUGCCAUUGAGUACCUGAAGCAGCUUCAGCUCCAGGUGCAGGUACCAGGAUUCAGGAGGUAUAAGUUUCUAGGAGAUGAUUUAAAGUUCUAUAUCCGAUGUUGGAAUGUUGUCUAUGAGGAAUGGGCUGUAUGCCUGUAUCUGCCUCCAGGAAACUUGUCUGAAGCACCUGAGGCUCUGGCACCCUCAGAAAUGUGUGCCGCACUUAACCAAAGUGGUGCCAAGGAAUCAAAUUCUGGCGCUGUUGUACUACCUGGAAACCAAAUUUCUGUAGCUCGUCUUUUAUUUGAUCCACCAAAUCAUGAUCAACGGCAUGAAAACCCACUUGUAUUACAGAGUGUCCCUAGGAGUUCAACCGCUGUAGAGCCUCAGUUCCUUCGAGAGCCAGCACAGCCCAGCUUUCAAUCCUUUCAGCUGGCUCUACCUCCUGAGAUGAUCUUCAAGGAGGACAUGAUGUUAGAGCAUCGCCUAACUUCAGCUCAAGAAACCACAUCUUUACCAGGACAUGAGGCCAAGCCUGGUAGGCAGGAAGCACGCAUGGUGAAUUCUGAUCUUGUUGAUAGAGGUUCGCUUGGGAAAGAAAGAGCACAGGACUUGAUGCCAAAAAACACAGGAAGUGUACUGUUUAUGCCAUACUUGCAUAGAUUAUUCCCUGUGGUUACAAUAGCUUCGUCUUCUUUUGCCCCGAGGUUUUAUAAUGUACUUCUGAAAAAAGGAUUGCAUACCCUAUUUGAAGAGCUCCUAUGA